Molecule: messenger RNA, 288 nt
Organism: Hydatigera taeniaeformis
Lineage: Eukaryota; Metazoa; Platyhelminthes; Cestoda; Cyclophyllidea; Taeniidae
Source: the annotation of a GenBank genome assembly
AUGGUGUUGAGAUUGGCGAGGGCGUCCGCACAUAUUGGCGACAAAUGUGGUGAGUACCCACCACCACCUCCCUCCACGGCGUUACUGCGUCCUCCUCUUGCCAUGAAAGGGACUGCUCCCAUCCAUACGGUGCAUCAGCCCUCUUUACACCUCCUCCUCUAUGCCCCACUCAGAGCCUCGUCCUUGACCUCCUUCUUCGAAUGCCUCUUCGCUUCCUACCAUCUUCCCUUCCGGCCGCAACAUUUUGCUGCAUCAUUCACACGCUCUACUGCCUUCUCCUGCUGCUGA